Messenger RNA from Octopus sinensis (East Asian common octopus), 701 nucleotides. RefSeq lists its product as uncharacterized. The record is from RefSeq and is a predicted model, not a curated record. The coding region runs from base 168 to 686 and encodes 172 amino acids. Gene Ontology annotation, cellular component: membrane. The transcript is spliced from 3 exons. Lineage: Eukaryota; Metazoa; Mollusca; Cephalopoda; Octopoda; Octopodidae.
CGUGUGUUCAAGCGAUCCAAGAAGAACGGCGUUCAAAAGAUUAAAACUUUCGAAGCCUUGAAAACUUCCAAUUUCUUUCCAAGCUUUCACACCAAAAGCUUGAAGCCUCAACCAGUAAAAACACUCAGAAGAACCCCAUAACUCCCUCCGAAAAGACUUUCAAAAUUAUGGAACGUAACCGAAAAUCCGAUGUACUCGUCAUCCUCUGUAUAACUAUCACAGUGUUUCAUCUAUUAUCAGUGUCUCUUCCGUAUUGGUACAAAUAUCAGGACGGAAGUGAAGGCCUUUGGCGGAUCUGUACUGAAAAAGAAUGUCGCGAAUACGAAGGGAGUUCAGUGACUUUCAGGGCGUUCCGGAGCAUGGAAGUGCUGGGACUGCUUGCUGCCGCAAUUGUUUCUAUACUCUUAAUUCUGAAGUUUUAUACGAAUGUUGAGAUUCUACAUUUGCAAGCUGCACUUGCAGGCCUUUGUUUAUUUACAGGAUUGACUAUAAUGACUGGAAUAUUUAUAUAUGGUUUUAACGAAAUAACGAUGUAUGCGUGUUACAUCAUGUCCUCGAUUGCGGCAUUGACUUUCUUCCUGGCUGCCGGUUAUUGUACGAAUAUAGAAGGUUCUACACCCAUACACGGUAGUAUGCAUAUAGAAGGUCCUGUGCAAAUAGAAGGUCCUACGAAUAUAGCAGGUUAAUCACACAUGCACACA